Molecule: messenger RNA, 2311 nt
Organism: Thamnophis sirtalis
Lineage: Eukaryota; Metazoa; Chordata; Lepidosauria; Squamata; Natricidae
Source: RefSeq, a predicted model, not a curated record
CAUUUAUUUCCAAGGCCUUCUCCAUACUCUUGUUUAGCGACAAAUCAGGACUGCAAUGGGACAAGUCAAGUGAUGCAGUUGAUGUAGAUGGGAUGAAAAUUGCAAUUGGGUGAUUCCCUUUGAGGGGGAAAAAAAAGGAACAAUUGCAUUCAGGGGAUGCAAGUUGUUCCUCCUGAUAUCAGGGAUUGACCAUUAUCCCUGUGUUUUUAGAAAUUAAUCAUAGUCUCUAGAUUUGUUGCUGUUUUAAUGCAUACUCAGUCUGUGGUUUCUUGCAGAAUGGAACAUGAGGCCUUCCAGCUAGAAAAGCAGCAUGUCCAUCAGGUCUACGAAAGCACAGCCUCUUAUUUCAAUGACUUACAAGACAAAGCGUGGCCUCGCGUCCGGCAGUUUUUACUUGAACAGGAGCCUGGCAGCCUGAUUGCAGAUAUUGGUCCAUUUUUGAACCGUACAUUCUUCACACAGAGCACACAGAGAGAUCGGAUGGUGGAAACCAAUCCAAAGCAACCCUAUUGUUGAAUCUCUGCCAGGCCUUCUUUUCAUUGGAAAGACUCCGAUCCACUUCCAGCACGGAGAGGUGUUUUAAGUUCCUACCCAGCAUCCCCCCCCCAACUUAGAAAACCCAUCAUUAUUCCUGAUGCUGAAAUGAAAGUGCAGAAGUCCUGGGACAACUUCCCAAGUUUUAGGUUUAAAGAUGUUCAGGGGAGCUAAAAGUAGGACACUGUGGUGUUGGCCAUGGUCAUCUUUCCGAUUUCUUGCUUUCUUCUUGUAUAUAAGAAAUCCUCACGAAUGAAGGCAAUCAACCUCACAUAAAAAUUCUCUUUUGGUUGGUUUAAGGUUGUGGGAUUGGAAAAUAUCUUGAUGUCAACCACCUAGUAUAUAACCUUGGAUGCGAUUAUUGUGGCCCCUUAAUCGAGAUUGCAAGAAAUAAAGGCUGUGAAGUGAUGAUCUGUGAUAACCUACACCUCCCUUUUCGGGAUUUGUGCUUCAAUGCCAUCAUCUCAGUGGGAGUGAUUCAUCAUUUCUCCACAAAACGAAGACGAAUCCAGGCGAUCCAAGAAAUGGUCAGGGUGCUGGUUCCCGGUGGCCAAAUGAUGAUUUAUGUCUGGGCUAUGGAGCAAAAAACCCGACAUUUUGAGAAACAAGAUGUAUUUGUUCCUUGGAACAAAGCCUUGUGUUCUCGCUUGCUUUCAGAAUCCAAUAAACCCGGGCCUAAAACUGAUACCGCACCCCCUAUGGAAUCUCAGACCACGCACUCAAAACCACCGAUGGGUUUAAAAGGCCGUCAGCCUGGUCCCUUUGAUCAGAAACCCCCUCUGAAAUUGGGUAACUGCCUCUCCGGGUCCUGCUGCGUGAAAAUUUCUGCCGACGAAGAAAAGCGAUUUUACGGUGCCCUGGGGAGAUCGUUCCGUUCCUGGUUUUCCUCCAGAUCUCUUGACGAAUCUGUCUUAAGAAAGCAACAUGACAAGAUGGAUCCCUUGAAGGAUGCAGUGGGAUGGACAAGCAGCGCCAUCUCUGUCCAGCCCCUCAGGCACUGCAGCGUAGACUUAGGGUGUGAGUCAGCACUGCUCGGAGAACGACAGCUCGAUCGCUAUGACGAUGUGUUUACAAAGUGUGGAGCCCGGGAACAAAUCCAGUGGCUGGCAGCUUCGGGGUCCCUGAGGGGUUAUGAUGGGGAGCCGGCAACCUUAAUCCAACACCGCAACGGGGAAACCUCAUUUCUAAGGAGUUCUAUGGAAAACGUCAAGAACAGCCGUAACCAUCAAAGCAAUAGUCACUCCUUCGCGGGAAAACCCUUCAGAAGGAUUUCAUCCGUUAGCUCCAGCGAGUCUGUGGUCGAAUCAGCGGUGGCGGUAGGAGACUGCGCGGUUAACGGACAGGACACCAGAGCCUUUAUGCGCUAUUACCAUGUUUUCCGCGAAGGGGAGCUGUGCUCUCUGCUGGAAGAAAACAUCCCUGAGGUUCGCAUAGUAAGUUCAAGCUACGACCAUGGCAACUGGUGCAUUAUUGUGAAGAAAACAAUGAGCAACAGCUAAAAAGUUAAGCUGUCCGAAACCGCGAUCGAAGGAACGUUAUACAUUUUGCGAGCCUUUUAUCACCCAUUUUGUGCACUGGUGCAGUUUGAAUACAAAGAUGCCACUAUGAAAGAAUAGCACUGAACGGUUUGUUGAAGAACAAGUUGUUGUUGUUGUUGUUGUUGUUGUUGUUUUUACAAAUGCCCAUUCUCAGUUUAUGUUGCUUUCAGGAAAUUUGGGAGUGGGUUGUUUUGUUUUUAUUUUAAAGCGUUUUCUAAAUAAACCAUUUUACAAGCGAA